UCAGUCAUUGAAGACAGAGAUGGCUAAGCAAAGUUGACCAUUGGACCCUAGACUUCUUGUCAGCCAGAUGAACACACACAAACCAGCCCACAAAGCCAAGGCUAGGCAUCUGUGCUUCCUCUUCCUCAUGUGCUUCCCUUUGGCGUGGGGUGGCGUCCCUGGUCCAUGUCGGCACUCUGUGACCAAGGGUCACCUCCUCAACCUCAACUGCCUGAUUGAUAAUCAGUUGGAGAAUGGCUGGUCAAUAACCUACGUAUUCACUGAGCGCCAGAGUUUGAGUGAAGUCUGUUACAUCAAAGCAGCAUUUCCACAAAUCCUGGAGCUUCUGAACACACACUUCAAGUAUGUCAGGAAAUCGGACAACGGGCGCUAUGUCAAACUCCUGAAAAAGGUCAUAUAUGACCUCUACUCCCAAAACUGCAUACCUGAAAUUAAUGAGGAGAUUGAGGACACCCCAUUGAAGUUUGUCAGAAUGCACAGCACCUCGCCCAGAGAGGCUCUGACGAAAGUCCGGGGGGUCAUUGAGAUGUACAUGGCCCUGAUGGCCAAGAGCAACGGGCCCGUCGACUGGAACUGUGAGGAAGAGUAUGCAGAGGAUUACCAAGAAUCCACCACUGCCCUCCCCACCCCCACCGCAGCUGAACCUGAACCUGAACGCCGGUGUACAUGUCCGACAGUGGGUCCGGUAACCCCUGAUGUCUCCCUGGUGUCCCACAGCGUAUGGAGCAGUCCCCCACAGCCCACCCUCUCCCAACUCACCUCGAUUGUGCCUCCCAGGCCGACUCAUCCAUCCCUGGGUACCAAGGGCGCUGAGCCCCGGGUGUUCCUGGUGAGUUCUGGUACCGUAAGACCCCCCUUCCCCAGGGAGCUGCAGCGCACUGGCCCCGAUGGACGUUCACUUGGAGGGGGCAGAGAGGGUGAUAUACACUGGGACUUUCAUCCACCUUCACCCAAUGGAACUGAGUCAGAUUCGGGACUCUACCAGGCAGUUGCUGACACCCCGUCUGCCACGAAUGAACCUUCCCCGUCUUCCCCUCCUAGUCUGGUUCUCCUGGGGACCGUUGGCUCCCAUGACGAGACAUUUUACUACCCCCAGACUGAGAGGAUAAGGGAGACUUCCACAGCCCGACCAGCAGGGGGAGGAGCAGCAGGCUCACCCCACAGUCACUUCGCUGUUGCUGGGGCCAAGCUGAUCACACCAGUCCCUUUCCUUUACAAGUUGAUUGGCAUCACCCCCAGUAGUGAUGAGAGCACUGCCUAUGUGUUGGCCAAGAGGUCGCUGGAUGCCAGGAAUUAUGGAAUACUUCAGGAUUGGGUUUCAACAGAAACCCCUCAACUAGAGGACACUAGAGAAAAAUACCCAGGCACGGAGAGAUAUUUACAUGACUGGAACCCUCCGAUUGAAAGCACUACGACCGAAGCAUCUCCACGUUUGAAGAUGACAGUGGAGGAGCCAGACAAAAUACACACCACUACAGAGGCACACGACCAAGUCAUGAAGACUGAGCCAAACCAUCCUAGGACAUCCUAUAAGGAAGUAUUCAGCACAGAUAUCCUGUCAGAGAGGACAGCUGCAGACGAUGCUCCUAUUUCAGAAAGGUCCAGUGAAGGCUCAGUGAAGGAAUUCCGGCACGGGAAAACUGGUCAUUCCGAUCUAAGCAUCUCCUACCAGACAGCCUUUAUCAUUGCAGCAGUGUGCAGCGGACCAAUCCUGAUCAUUACCCUAUUCUGUCUCAGUGAGAAGAAGAGACUCCAAGCCCUUAUCCACAGUACCAGCAUAAUUGAAAACCAGAGGGCAUGCAGCAGCAUUGAGGACAUUGAGCUACAAUAUUGUAAAGCCAAGGAUUGAGAGAGCUGGAUUGGUUUAACCUGCCAGUAAGAGAUCAACAACCACGUAAUUCAUCAAACAAGAGAAGACAUGGAAAUUUGGCAACUAUUUACCUCUUGUGAAAGUUUUCCAUUUUUUGUAUAUAAAUAUAAAAAAAAUGUCUAAAGGUACCUAUUUUUAUACAAAUUAAGUUUAUAUUGCUUGAAAGAUUUAACAGAGAAUCAUAUGCUCUCCAAAUUACACAAUAUCGGCAUGCUUCCCUUUUGCUGUCAAAAAGGAUUGAGUGAAUUUAUCUGUUACACACAGCGUUAACUUGACUCUCAAAGACUGUUUGGACAGUUCCAUGCACACCACACACACAUCUUUGAUCUUCCAUGAAAUAGAAUGGACCAAACAAUCCUCCAACUUUUGACCUAGUAGCCAUCAGCGCAACAGUGCAAGUCAACAUUAAACUAAAGGAAGUCUUUCCAUGUGACUGAAAGAGUCUCAUGACAUUGUUCAAUGGAGUUGGGCCCCAUGAGCCAAAGCAAUACAAGGUGUCAUCACCCCAAGUGCACAGAGGAUGUAUUUUUGGAGAUCAAUAGAUUAAAUACAAACAGAUUAAAUACAAACAUAACACCCAUAGUUAUUUGUUUUGAGUGUACUCCCUACAUGCCAUGCAGCAUACUAUAUUAAUUUUACUUCUGAUAUUCUCUUGUUUUAUCCCUACCAAAUGAAGAAAAGGAUUUCAAUAUGUCUCUCAUGCCAUGAUGCCAAUGAAAUUGUGUUAUAAAACGGGUAAUUUGGAUACUGGAUGCUGAUUGGUUGAUAAGAGUUAGUUAUUCACAAUAAUCCAAGACAAAUGCCAGUUCCAUUUUGAUUAUCAUUGUGCAUCAUAAACUUUAUAUCACAGUAAAAAAAAGCAUCUACACAUUAUUUCCCUUUACUUCUAGCCUAUCAUUUGAUUUUCAACAGCGGAGAUGUAAACAUGCUUGUUUUUUGUUGCCUGAAAUGUUUUAGACUAUAGGAUACCUAAUCUUACGCUAUCAAAGUUAGACAAUAUCGGCCUACUUCCCUUUUUAUUGGGAAAAAGGUUUGAGGGAAUUCGUCAGUAAUUAUUGUAUACCAGUGGUCACCAACCUUUUGAGUCAAGAUCACUUUGAGUCAAAAUGCAAGCACAGAUCUACUGCUUGGAUUAUUUUCAACAUAGCUUAAAAAACGUAAGCCUAUGCAACAUUAACCUAUUAAAAACAGUACUGUCGCAGUAAGGUUUGUGUAGUAGGCUAUAGGGCCAAUACAUUAUCACUGCAUAUUGGCUUUGCUUGAAUUGCCUUGCCAAUUAAUUGUUGUUCAGACCAUUUAAAAAAACAAUGUCAAUAUUUGAGGUAGGCUCCAUGAUCACACCAGGUAAUAAAUAUUUUUAUUUUACUGGGCUAUUGGUGCCUGCAUCUGAUGGUCAAUCUCAGCGGAGGGAGAGCUGCAGACUGAGGGUCCACCUCUCAACGUCCCUUCGCUCUCCCUUUCUUCCACUGACCAAAAUGGAACACUGUCUUCCAGCUGAUGGCAAAACUCGAGUCACACUGCAUUAUUCCUGCGUCAUGCAAAAAUGUAUGUUGUUACUCCUAUGAACAGAGAAAGUGAAAUGUUCCUUGAUAUUAAAAUAAGACCAAAGCCGCUAAUAAUAACAAAACAAGCUUAUCAAUACACUUCCCUACUCAUUCAUUAGAGCUCCAGUAUUUGUAGUGCAAGUGUUAAAUUCCCCAGCAAGAAAAUCAAAAAUGGUCGCUCAAACAGAAAGGGGAACUUACAAAAAGUCAUUGACAACAACCAAACAAAACAAGUGAGGUUUUAGGAAGGGUUCGGAAAGACACUCAUGAGGUUGUCCACAGAAAGUUGACUACUGGGACCUAAAAUAAACCCACAAUGAGCACCCACUAAAUUAGCCCAAGAAGAAGCAAAAAACAAAGAAAAUCCACAUGAAAACGUAAAGAGGAACCAACCCAAAAAGCGGAGCAAAACUAAAACGGGGACGAUCAGAUCAAGGCUUGUUUUUCUAGAAAUCAGAAUAGGGAGCGCCAACGAAAGGUGUUGAGCCUCCGUCUCUCUCAAGAACUUUAACAUGAACUCGCUCAUAAAAACAGCAGCUCCUUACAGUAUUCAUUGACAGUCUCUCUCUAGUCAUGGUUUUAAAAUUUUGGAAAUCUCACAGUAUCAACUUCGCUCUAGCUUUUUUUAAUGCCUGCUACAUUACUGCAGAGAAAUCGGAGCAAUCCGAUUGGCCAGCGGUAGGCCUAUAGUGCACUUGAUUUGCUCUCCGGCCCGCCAGGAGGGCGGAUUUGUACCUUCAGACACAUGAAAUGGUUCCACAUUUAAAUCGGAACACCGCCUACAUAAACGUUUGGUGACCGACUAGAAAAGCCUUAGAAAUCAACCAGUCGAUUGCAAUCGCCUGGUUGGUGACCACUGUUACACACAGUGUUAACUUGACUCUCAAAGACUGUUUGGAUUGUGUCAUGCACACCACAUAACUUUGAUCUUCCAUGAAAUAGAGGAUUCUCUGUCACGGAGAAAAUAUUAUAGACGUCAAGAAAGCCAGUCAGUUGAUUAUUGACAAGUUGUUACAACACAGUUAGGAUCAGCUUGAUAUCUCCCUUUAAAUAAAGGACACACCGUGGCUGCCUUCAAAGCAAUACGAACCUCCCCAGAGAGGAGAAACAGGUUAAAAAGGUCAGAGAUAGGCUUGGCGAUGAAAGGGGUAGCAAUGUUAAAUAAGAAAGGGUCUAAACCAUCUGACCCAGAUGGUUUCUUGGGGUCAAGUUUAAGGAGCUCCUUUAUCACCUCGGACUCAGUGAGGAGGGUUUAUUCUCCAGGUCUUUAACCGUUUUCCAGAACUUCUUGGGGAUAGACCCACAGAGAGAGAAUUGCUCCUUAAAGUAACUAACCUGCCGGAUACCCUGAGUGCACUUAUUUCUCAUUUGCCUAAACGAGAGCCAGUCAACCUGAGUGUGUGUGUGUUCCGAGCCUUUCGCCAAAUGGCAUUCUUGAGGUGGAGUAACUCUGCCAGAUCACUGUCGAACUAGGGGCUGAACUUGUUUUUAAUUCUCAUUUUCUUUAUGGGGGUGUGUUUCUUAACAAUACCACUGAAAAAAAAGCCAGGUCAUGAAGGAAGGCUUGCUCAAUAUAGUUUUUUAGCAAGCUUCUAUGACAAAUCAGGACAUGCCAUUUCACUGAGCAGCCGUUACAAACACAGGCAGUAAAACAGUGAUCACUAAAGUUAUUACAGAAAAACAAGACUGAUAUGUCAAGACUGAUAUGUCAAGACUGAUAUGAUUAUUUGUGAGGAUAACAUCAAGGAGAGUAACAUUUUCUUGGUGUUUGGAGUCAUACCUUGUGGGAUUGGUAAUAAUCUGAGAAAGAUUUAGGGAGUCCCAUUGCUUUAGGACUUGUUCAGGUGGUUUAAGCAUGUCCCGGUUUAGGUCACCUAGCAGAACAAAUUCAGUGUUCGUGUAAGGGGCCAUGAGAGAGGUUAGGGCAUUUAGGAUACAGGCCUGUGCUGAUGGUGAACAAUAACUUCCAGCAAAAGUCAACAAAGAGCUACUUGAAAGGUUAAUGCUUAAAACCAGCUAGUCAAAUUUUGGGGGGACAGACUUGCUGGAGACGACCGAGCACUGAAGGUGUUCCUUGGUAAUGAUUGCCACUCUACCACCUUUGGAAGAUCUGUCUUGCCGAAAAAGAUUAUAACCAGAACGAUUAACGUCAGUGUUCAAAACACUAUUUUUUAACUAUGUCUCAGUAAUGACCAACACAUCUGAAUUGGAGCUGUGAACCCACACUUUCAAUUGAUCCAUUUUAGGUAAUAAGCUUCUAGUGUUAACGUGCAGAAAACCCAGGCUUUUAUGAGAGAAGAAAUCAGUAAAUCAGAUAUCAGAGCACAAGUGAGAAUAGGGGCCAGCAACAGUAGAUGGGCCAGGGUGUACAUGCACAUUUCCAGAUAUCAUCAGCAGUAAUACAAUCAGGGCAUGGCAGAGGAUAGGGAGAGUUCGGGGUGUUGAUUUAUGACAUUUGAAUGUUUAUUAGAUGGCAACAAGACCAUAUUGUACAGCAAUUUCAUCAGGUAAGAUGAAUACAAAGCUGGCGAGAGGUGGUUAGAACAGGAUAGGUGGCCAAAAAUAAAGCACAAUAAAAUAAAAAAUAGUCAGUGUGCUGGAGGUGAGCGAAAGCUUGGGCGAGAGGGGGGAGAGGGGGGAGUGUGGCGAGGGUUACUGUACCAGUCAGGGGGAGACAGGCCAGGGCAGACGGUGAAUAGAUCACCAGGUGGAAUCCAAGCAGCGGUGCAGCAGGCAAUGGGAGUAAGUGUCACACCCACCUGUAAAAAUAUUUUUUUCGGGAGGCAGAUUCCUUGUAGAAAAUCCAAGCUAGCUAGCUAACGUAGCUAGCAGGUCUUGGUCCACCAUUUUUUUCCACGUUGAAAAGGAAGUCAUUACCUAGCUUUAGCUUUUCAGUUUCAGCCAUUCUCUUCACUUAACCCUUGUGUGGAGUUCCUGUUUUUGUUAUUCACCCAAUGUUCGCAGGUCUGAUGGACCCAUGACAUUAUUGGGUUUUUAAAACAAUACAGCCAUAACAAUUUACGUAAAAAUACCUAAUACUGUGAUGUUGACUAAUAUCAAUGGUUAAUAUUUUCAAUUUAUAUGUGAUUUUUGUAAACAACAGUCAAUUAUAAUCAAGCCAUUGUUGGAAUGAAUCAUGUUUAUCUUGAACAAAUAUAAAUGAAACAAGGUUUUCAUCACUAUUGAUGUUUAUUGUUUCGAUCUGAACAAAUUGAAAGGAGUAAUUUAACAAACAGUAUUUUAUGGAAAUUACAAAUGAUCCCCAUUGAACACAAAUUAUGGACGGUCCACACACCACAUGAGGGACAGAGUUUUACUGUGUGUGUGUUGCAAAUGUAUUUCUUAGACUUUAUGCAUGUGCACUGUGUCUUCCUGUCCUUCUUGGGCCCACACACAUCGCAGCGCUUCUUCUUGUUCUUGUUCUUCUUCUUGUUGCUUCCGGCUACAAUCUAGAGUGAUGUAAACACUUAGUUCAGGAAUUUUACUAACAUCUCACUCACAUAUAUAGUUACAGCAGGCCAAGGUAGGAGAGUCAGACACACACAAAUGCAACAUCACUCACACAUACUUCCGGUAUUGGAGUUGUUUGUUCUGUGGGUCGGACGGAUUGGGCACCAGCAUCCUCCUCCUGAAUCCUCCUCACGAUGGCUGCAGAAGCUGGGAUCCUUGGGAUAUGUUGCCUCCUCUGGAUUUCUGGUCUUACCGAUGCCUUGCCCAGCUCCUCGAGAAAGAGCCGUCUCCACCGGAGCUUCCCUCUGUUAAAAUCUGGGCUCAACGCGUUGACAAACGCGUUGUAGUGUGAGAUGUCCAAGAUGUUGAAGAAUAUGACAAGUGGCCAGCGUAGGGUUCUUCUUUUGCAGCUGUAGCCAGUCACCAGCUUGUAUAAGUUGUCCUCCCCUCCAUUUGUAGCAUUGAAAUCAAUUAUGAUUUCUGUUUUUUAAUGUUCCUGGUCACAGAUUCUCCCAUCCCUAUGCAGCGUCCUCAUCAGGACCACAUUUUUGCCUUUCUUUGGCACGUGGGACACAUGGGACGUGUUGGUCGUGGACACAAACUUAGAGGAAUUGAUAGGCCUGUUCUGUGUAUUCAGCAGCUGAAGUGGGAACUCUGGCUUGUUUCUUUUAUACUGUUCCUACCAUCAUCAGCUUCCUCUUGAGGAGCUCCUGCCCCGGUUGUGUGAAGUAAAAGUUAUUUCAUGUGAUGUUGUGGCCAUGGAGUCCCUGUCUCAUGUCGAGGACAACCCGCAUCCCUUGGUUUUUCUCAGGGGCUCCUCCUUCUGGCUUCCCUGUAUACACUUGCAAGAUCCGAGCUGAUGAAGCAGCAUCACAGGCAACCCAGAUCUUGAUUCCAUAUUUGUGGGUUUAGACGGUAUAUACUGCCUGAAGGGCCAACAUUGAGCCCAGGGUGGUAAAACAGGGGAGGCUGGUCCACGAACUUGUCCCACACUGACCUGAUUGCAGCUAGCUUGUCUCUCUGCCGCCGAGCGGGUCUGGUGUCUCGGUUAUCGAAGUAGAUCAUCCUGGAAAUAAUGUGGAGGUUUUCCAGAGACAUUGUUGCACUGAAAAGUUCUCUGCCAGUUUCUGCAUCCCACAGGAAUCUGUGGAUUCCCCAUUGGAUCUGAACACACCAGCAAGGUUAAGAAUCCCACAGUAUGCAUUUAAACGAGUUUGGUCAAUCUCCUUCCAUCUCUCUCCAAAAACACACCUUCCCUCCAAAUUAGUGCAGUCCAGAUUUUCUGGAUGGUGUCUGGGAUGAACAGUUCAAAAUUAGACUUAUAUCCUGCGCAUAAGUAACCGCCAUCAGCGUCGGCCCUGGUAUCAUUCUCAUCACAUUGGCAGGCAUGUCGGGUGGCUCAUUCCAUGGGCAAGAAGACUAUUCAAUAUCACAAUUUCUGGACAUCCAUAUUUCUCCUCCUGCAGGCUGCUGAUGAGCUGGUUGCUGAUGGACUGGUCCUGGGGCUGGCUAAGGGUCAAUCUUGUCCUCCUGAACCCCAUAUUCGGGAAAAUUCUUCAUCUUCCAAAGUGGAAGAUGCUCUUUCCACUAGCUUCUCUCUCUUUCUAAGGCCCUCUGAGCAGAGAUUAUUUUUGCCAAAUUGAUUGAUUGUGGUUAGGAGCCACACAUGCAAAGCUAUUUUUUAAAUGUUUUUUAACAAUGUAUCGAAAUAACAUUGUGCCUCAUCGCGCAAGACAUUGUGUAGUUUCACAGACUACAAAGGGUAAAGAGUGUGAGAAAAGCAGGAGACAGGCAGGUUAUUGGUGCAUGUUGAAACAGAAGGCCCAGGGAGGAGGAAGACAGAGUGAAGGCACACGUUUUUACUUGUUUUCAGAUGUACACAGACUUUUCCACACUUUUAUUACCCUUGGACACGAACACCACAUGUGUAAUAAAAAGGUGUAGGGAGGUGCACAGUGUGUACUCAAUUAAAAUGUGUUAUAUUGCAUGUUCUUCACAGAAAAUGAGUCAAGGCCAAUGAGUCUCAAGUUGAACAAAUAAUUAAUUGUAUAAUUUUUCUGUUUGUAAACAGGAAAAUGGGUCCCUCAGACCCAAACACCACACAAGGGUUAAGUGCAAUUACUUUUGAUACUUAAGUAUAUUUAAAACCAAAUACUCUUAGACUCUUUAAUCACGUUGUAUUUUACUGGGUGACUUUCACUUGAGUCAUUUACUAUUAAGGUAUCUUUACUUUUUCUCUAGUAUGACAAUUGGGUACUUUUUCCACCACUGCAGUACAUUAAUACAGUUCACACUCAAAAACAUUAGCCUACUGGAGUUAGUUUCUUGUAUUUACCCAAGUGAGCAUGUAGCUAGUUACACCUAUGGGCUUUUAAAUUGUUCUGUUGUGUGCAAUGUGCAGUAGCCUAGAUCAUAUAUAGAUCAUGUAUUGGAUAACGCCACAAUCUUUUGGGCUUGGGCUCAUUAAAUGUCUUUAUUGUAAGGCUCAUAAAAUGUAUUUCAUGUAUGGCUGAUCAGCCUCAGGUAGCAUCCGGCUUUUUGAUCAAAGCUCUAAUCAAAUCCAGACACAGGCCUAUUUAUACGCGUUAUAAUUCUUUUGAAUGACCCUUCGGGUUUUGGUAGGAAAUACCGUGUUGUCCGGAAAAAAAUAAAUGUAUUCUCUGGAUGGAACAUUUGUAAAAUGUUGGCUGAUGCCAAUGAAAAUAUAUGCUAUAAAAUGGGUAAUUUGGAUAUUGGAUGCUGAUUGGUUGAUAUGCGUUAUUCACGGAUUAUCCACUUUAAUUAUUAAGCAUUUUAAUUAUCACUGUGCAACCACUGUCCCACAGUCCAGUCAGGCAAUUCAUAAACUUUAUCUCCACUAAUAAACAUUUCCUAUGACUUCUAGCCUUUCAUUUGAUUUUCAAAAGCGGGGGUUUGUAUAAGCCUUGCUGUCUGCCUCUCCAAUCUGUGCAACAAUGUUGCAAUAGUAGAGCCGUCAAAAUGAGGAGUGUUGUACAAAACAAUACCAUCACUGAUUGGAUCAUCUCUAACCAAUCAGAGUAUCAAAUGCUGCUUUACCCAAGUGUUCUGGCUCUGGCCCAACCCAUCAGUUUCUGGGACCAAUCAGAACGGUUAGAAUGUGUUUGCGUUCUAGAAAUCGUCAGGGAGGUACUCAGAUCUAGCCUCAUUGCAGAGAAGAAACAUAUUGUCCGUGGGUGUGGCAUAGCGUUCGGCCAGAGCAAGGAGUUUGGGUAGCAAGCCAACCUUAGCCAUGGUUUAUUCACAAUAAUCCACUGGUUCUCAUGCAUUAUUGCUUAAAUAACCUCCUCUGUCAGUUUGUAUACUUCUGUUUGUGAAGUAAGGGAAUACAUUUUAAGUUCUGAUAAUUGAUGACUGUGUUGAGAAACGUUUACUAGCAUUGGGCUUACACACUUAAAUAGAAACUGCAAUUCGAUUUUCAGCAUGUUACCUAAAUUCUGAAAUGUUUCCAUAUAACCUGUAAUAAGUGCAAUUGAACACCAUUGCAGUAAUAACCCAUGUGUUUCACCAUCGGAUUAUCUUUUAUUUCUGAAAAAUGUGAUCAUUACACAAUGUAUUAGAUAAUGUUAAUCCACACUAUCAUGUAUGUAUUAGAUAAUGGUAAAUCCCAAGAUCAUGUAUGUAUUAGUAUUAUAUAAUGGUAAGCCCCUGGAUCAUAUAUGUACUACUUUAAUUCUGUAUAAAAUCAUAGUAAUAAUAAUAAAAAAUGAUUGUUAAGAUUGA
Molecule: messenger RNA, 10605 nt
Organism: Oncorhynchus nerka (sockeye salmon)
Lineage: Eukaryota; Metazoa; Chordata; Actinopteri; Salmoniformes; Salmonidae
Exons: 11
Coding region: 68-1849 (593 amino acids)
Cellular component (GO): membrane
Molecular function (GO): growth factor activity; cytokine activity
Source: RefSeq, a predicted model, not a curated record